Messenger RNA from Cyclopterus lumpus (lumpfish), 1376 nucleotides. It is a transcript of the gene lin7b, whose product is annotated as lin-7 homolog B (C. elegans). Lineage: Eukaryota; Metazoa; Chordata; Actinopteri; Perciformes; Cyclopteridae. The transcript is spliced from 6 exons. Bases 177 to 839 code for a protein of 220 amino acids. The record is from RefSeq and is a predicted model, not a curated record. Gene Ontology annotation, molecular function: L27 domain binding. Gene Ontology annotation, cellular component: basolateral plasma membrane; MPP7-DLG1-LIN7 complex; synapse. Gene Ontology annotation, biological process: neurotransmitter secretion; maintenance of epithelial cell apical/basal polarity; protein localization to basolateral plasma membrane.
GUGCGCAGUAGGAGUCGAUAAAGCCUCCUUGUGCGCCGCUCCCCGCUCGGGUCCGCUCGGCUCUGCUCGUUAAGCCGAGCUCUGCCUGCUCACCAUGUCAUCAUCAAAGAUGGAGCGCGCAUCGCUGUGAGCCGGACCCCUGCUCACGACGCACGGUUCCAUCGGAGGAGCUCACGAUGAUGUCCUCUUACUACCACCCGGUCAAGGACGCGGACAUGGCGGCCCUGCCGGAGCCGCUGUGCCUGGAGAGAGAUGUGUGCAGGGUGAUCGAGCUGCUGGACCGGCUGCAGCGGAGUGGAGAGCUGCCUCCUCCUAAGCUGCAGGCCCUGCAGAGAGUCCUGCAGAGCAAGUUCUGUGCUGCCAUCAGAGAGGUUUAUGAGCAGCUGUAUGACACUCUUGACAUUGUUGGAGGACCGGAGGUGCGAGCACAGGCGACUGCCAAGGCCACAGUGGCAGCCUUUGCAGCCAGCGAGGGCCACGCCCACCCGAGGGUGGUGGAGCUGCCCAAGACAGAAGAAGGUCUGGGCUUCAACAUCAUGGGGGGCAAAGAGCAGAACUCCCCCAUCUACAUCUCCAGGGUGAUCCCUGGGGGUGUGGCUGACCGCCAAGGAGGGCUGAAGAGAGGAGACCAGCUGCUAUCUGUCAAUGGAGUGAGCGUUGAGGGGGAGCACCAUGAAAAGGCCGUGGAGCUGCUGAAGGCCGCCCAGGGUUCGGUCAAGCUGGUGGUCCGCUAUACCCCGAAGGUCCUGGAGGAAAUGGAGGCUCGCUUUGAGAAGAUGAGGAGCGCCCGAAGACGACAGCAGCACACCAGCUACUCAUCUCUGGAGUCCAGGGGCUAGCUAACCCAAGGCCUCCAUCCAUCCUGACUCUUCUGUUCUAGCGGGAGGCAAGACCUUUGAUGAGAAGCAAAACAACAAUAUAGCCCACCAACACCUGUUACCUGAACUUCUUCAUGAAGCCAACACUGCAGUUUAGGAUAAUCUCCCCUCCCUCUUACCAUAUUUCUUUGAGAUAUAGAGAGUAAGCGUGUUAGAUCAUGCCUGUAAUUUCAUCUCUUCAGUGUGAAAUCAUUCUCAGCAUGCUAUUACAUAAGGGCAACACACUCUCUGUCGUGUGUGGCUCCACUAAAACUUAGCGAUUAUAUUCUCAUGCAGUGCAUUGAGCUCCUCAGCAGUGUGAUCUCAGGAGCAGAGGAAGCAUGUCUCCAUCACACCUCCCACUGGAGGGCUAACCAUGAGCAGGAUGAAGAACUACACUGGAUUCAGUAGCUGAGUGUCCUCUGGCAACGUUUUGAGAAUAAGACAAACACACAUUCAAUUGUGUAUUCAUUGUUUUGCAUAAUUAUUCAUGAAAUAAAGUAUAAUUGUGUUAAUUUA